Molecule: messenger RNA, 1485 nt
Organism: Penicillium canescens
Lineage: Eukaryota; Fungi; Ascomycota; Eurotiomycetes; Eurotiales; Aspergillaceae
Product: Hsp70 family protein
Exons: 8
Coding region: 1-1485 (494 amino acids)
Source: RefSeq, a predicted model, not a curated record
AUGGAUGAGGGCCAGGAAUUUCGUUAUGCCCCGGCAAGCGAGUCUGGAAAGCUCACCAAACAAAUGGGCAAAUCAGCAGUCCAAGUUUCCGGUGAUUAUUUGGCAGGUCUGGUCACCCAUGCUCGUGAAAUGUUGAGGCGUCGCUUUGGCGCUGCCCGCCAAACCUUUGACUUGCAUUAUAUUUUAACCGUCCCCCGCUCUGCUCAUCUAGCGGAGAUUCCGGCGGCCAACCUAACCCUGUUAUCUGAACCUGAAGCUGCAGCAGUAUAUGCCAUUCGGACAAUUCAGCCAAACACAAUCGCGGAAGGAGACUGUUUGAUUGUCUGCGAUGCUGGAGGUGGAACGGUCGAUAUCAUCACCUACCGUGUGAAGCAAACCGAACCACUCAUUUUCGAAGAAGCCACCGAGGGAACAGGCGCUGUCUGUGGCUCAGUGAUGCUAGAUGAGCGGUUCGAUGAUCUCGUCAAAACCAUCAUCGAGCAGAAGUCUGCCAAAGGGCUCCCACCUGUGAGUGCAAGGGCUGCAAGAAGAUACUGGCAGGACUAUAUCAAACCGAAGUACGCGGGGCCUGUGGGCCAAGAUGAGUUCGAUGACCCUGGAUAUUGGGUCUCUAUCCCAGGAGUAUCUGGAAUACGGGAAGUAGAUCUCAGUGAAGGGCAUCUAUAUCUUGAGAAAUAUACAACGUUCCUUACUAAUUCAACCAUGGAUCAAGUCAAGGAAAUUUUCGACCCUAUCGUUCAACAAAUUAAAGAGCUCGUGGCCGAGCAGAGAAGAAAUAUCAAAGAGAUAGGAUUGUUUACGAAGGCUAUCAUCUUGGUCGGAGGGUUAGGUGCAUCUGAAUAUCUCUUCAAGUGCCUCGAGGUGUCAUCCGACGGAAUUCAAAUCAUGCAGCCCCCGAAUGCUUGGUCUGCUGUGGUACGUGGUGCUGUUUACCGUGGACGGGAAGGAAACCAGGUCGAAGGCCGUAUUUCAAGAUGUAACUAUGGCACCGAGAUCCGAGUUCUUUUUGAUCCCAAGAUCCACGGUGCCGAGUUUACUCCCAGGUUAUGUGGCAUUGAGGAAGAAUGGUACAUGCAUGGUCAGAUGCGAUGGUAUAUCAAAAAGGGACAAUCCGUGGCCGAGGGUGACCCCAUAAGGAUGGAACUUGCCCGCGUGUUUGGUCUUAAUGAAUCGCUUGUAUGGCAUGAAACAUUGCGGUUUUGUCUAAUGGCCACAGCUCCUGGGAUUGUGAACGCAAAUAUGUACCCAUUCCCCCAAUUGAUCACCCGAGUGAAGCUGAUAUCACAAGGUGUUGCUGUCUUAUGUCGGCUGGAAGCGGAUCUUAGUCGGGUUCCAAGGGAGCUGUUCCAGAAACAUACAAACUCGAAAGGAGUGGAUUAUUACCGUAUCUGCUUUGAUUUAGUUUUGACACCAACAUCUGCGUCAUUGUUAUUUGACCUGCAAUUUAAUGGCGUUUCUUACGGCAGCGUCAGAUCUCGAUAUUGA